CCAUGAGGCCUCCAGGGGACAUUUCCCCAGCAGACCAGUCUCAGAAGGAAGGAAGGUCCCAGCCAGCACCAUGACAGAGCUGGAGACAGCCAUGGGCCUCAUCAUCGACGUCUUCGCCCGGUACUCAGGCGGCGAGGGCAGCCGGCAGACCCUGACCAAGGCGGAGCUGAAGCAGCUCAUGGAGAAGGAGCUCCCCGGCUUCCUGCAGAGCGGAAGGGACAAGGAUGCUGUGGGCAGACUGCUCAAGGACCUCGAUGCCAACGGAGAUGCCGAGGUGGACUUCAGUGAGUUCAUCGUGUUUGUAGCCGCACUCACGUCUGCCUGUCACAAGUACUUUGCACAGACAGCAUCCAAGUGAUGCCCUGCACCAGCAGGACCUGGGAGGAGUCCCUGGCUCCCAGCCCCUGUUGGCAAUUAGCUCCUUGGGCUGAGCCAAAGUCCCCUAAUUAAUAAAUGCUGGUGAAUGAUCCUGCUCUCAAA
Messenger RNA from Ictidomys tridecemlineatus (thirteen-lined ground squirrel), 480 nucleotides. It is a transcript of the gene S100p, whose product is annotated as S100 calcium binding protein P. The record is from RefSeq and is a predicted model, not a curated record. Gene Ontology annotation, molecular function: calcium-dependent protein binding; transition metal ion binding; calcium ion binding. NCBI's taxonomy places the organism in Eukaryota, Metazoa, Chordata, Mammalia, Rodentia, Sciuridae. Gene Ontology annotation, biological process: endothelial cell migration. Gene Ontology annotation, cellular component: cytoplasm; extracellular exosome.